CAGAAGUUCUUCAAAGAUCCCAACUAAACCUUACGCCUAUACAUCUCUGUUUAAUUCACGUUCUCUAAGUCAUGGCUAAGGUUCCUAAAAUAUCUUCUCUUCUUCUCAGGCGAUCGUAUAAGGCUGCAGCUGAGAGCGUAACAGGGCAGAAGGCGGCAGCGACAACGUUGAGGACAACAACAGAAUCCGGCGGUAGAACUGUCAAUAAUAGUGCAGCAAAGUAUGAUGGUGAACAUAAGCAAGCUUUUUGGAUGCAAGACCCAAAGACGGGGAACUGGAUUCCGGAGACUCACUUUGGAGAGGUUGACGCUGCAGAACAGAGGGAGAAGCUCCUCCGUAAUCCCAAUAACAAAAACAAACUUUAAAGAUGUGGCCUGUUAUGCUAUGCAGCCAUGGCAUAUACAUAUUGCUGGACUUUACUUGGAAAAUAAGUUACAAGUUUAUAUAUUUGUUCUCUGUUUCUUCAGCGUGACCGCCAAUUUCAUCAUCAUCAGAUGACUAUACAUAUAACCCUCUUUUCUAUUGCUUUCAAAUGUUCAAUAGAGUGUUCCUAUUUUCUAAAUAUCUAUUCCUAUU
Messenger RNA from Pyrus x bretschneideri (Chinese white pear), 576 nucleotides. Its product is annotated as protein SENESCENCE-ASSOCIATED GENE 21, mitochondrial-like. The transcript has 2 exons. NCBI's taxonomy places the organism in Eukaryota, Viridiplantae, Streptophyta, Magnoliopsida, Rosales, Rosaceae. Bases 72 to 365 code for a protein of 97 amino acids. The record is from RefSeq and is a predicted model, not a curated record.